AUGUCAACCUUCCAGUACAGACCAUUAUCAUCAGAGGAGAUCAGGGUUCUCAAGCUACUUCCCGGCCAGCUAGAAGACCCAUUGAGUUGCGAACUUCAGCACGUUCAGCUGUCGUCUCCACCGACAUACGAAGCUCUCUCCUACUGCUGGGGAGAUGGCUCGUUGACGCGAUCUAUUAUCUCUGAUGGCUCAGAAAUGAAGAUCACCGAAACGCUAUAUUCAGCCUUGUGCCGGAUGCGACACAAAGAUCGCCCCCGUAUACUCUGGGCAGAUGCUAUAUGUAUCAAUCAGGAGGAUAAAGAUGAGAAAACCUGCCAAGUUGGCUUUAUGACCGUCAUUUAUUCCCACGCAGCACAGGUCAAUGUUUGGCUUGGGAGUGAUGACGAAUGGAGCAAGACUCUCGGGAAGUUCAUCCCUCAAGUACACGAGGCACGGAAAAGGCAUCUAUCUCACCUAAACACGCAAGCCGUUACCGAAUCAACCGCUUUACACCUGAGGAAACUUGGCCUUCCAAACCGCUACGACUGGAGAUAUCUGGCGCUUUCUGCUUUGGUAAACCGUCCUUGGUUUAAUCGUGUUUGGAUUGUCCAAGAACUUGCCAAAUCUGGUAAAGCAGAAGUAUACUGCGGAGACUGGAUUGUUCCAUGGCGCAGUCUUAUUGAAGCUGCCAACUGGGUGGACGAAAUCGGAAUUGGUCAUGCUGUCAGACUGUUUGCAAACGAAGGAACGCCUACACAAAACCAACGCUUCCUCCAAUUGACCGACUCAAAUAUUAAAAAGUCGGAGCGUGUUUCUUUGCUCACUCUGUUAAUUAGGCAUCGGCAUUGUCUGUCAUCAGAUCCUCGUGACAAGAUCUUUGCACUUUGCGAACUGGCCUAUGAUUCUGACAUUGUAGAGCUAACCUAUCGAAAGAGUACUAAGGAAGUGUACUUAGACACUGCCAUCGGUCUUGUUCAACGCUACCGGACAUUGGAGGUUGUAACUGCAGCAGGCUUACCCCCAAAGUCUUUCCAGGAUGGCAUCUCCCUUCCGACCUGGGUUCCAGACUGGACAAGAAAUGAUGUUUUCAUAUCCUUGCUGGCGAAGCGCACUGAUGGCACUCCAGUCUAUCCGGCUAACUCCGCUCCAUGGCAAGUGCAAGGAUUAGACAUCAACAAAGAAUGCGGAACACUCACAGUAACCGGCAUGCUUUUUGACAGGGUGGACAAGGCUUGCAGUCCUUACAGAGCACGACACCCAUUGUCACCAGGAUACCAAGAGAGGACCUUCUGGACAAUGUGGAGCAAUUAUAUCGACACAGAAGGCUGCUUGAUUGAGUGGCAAGAGGUCUUCAAGGUGGAUUCCGGCGCCGAUUAUAUUGGUGGAAGUGGAAUUCUGGACGCUUUCUGGCAGACUAUGUGUGCUGGUAGUCUUCCCUACAAGAACUUCGACGAGGGAAAACGAGCAUUCGAGGACUGGGACCGCAUGCCUAUCCCGGCUCGCAUACUGGGAGCAUUGGGUCUAAAUUACCGCACGAAUUACUACAAAGUUUUAGCAAUUCCUCUCUCGGUCGCCACAGGCCUUGUUACAAGUGUCUGGCAUCUUUUCAGGGGAAGAAAGCCACGAAGUCUGUUAUUUCAGCAAAUGGCAUCUGUUGCUAGUGGCCGACGAAUGGUCUCAACGAGUACUGGAUAUCUCGCCCUUGCGCCAUCUGCAACUGAAGUUGGGGAUCACGUCGCUUUAAUACCCGGAUCUGGCCUGCCGUUGUUUCUGCGAGCUGGUGCUAAUGAGGGUCGUUUUAGUCUUGUUGGCGAAGGAUAUGUUCAUGGUAUAAUGAAUGGUGAGGGUUUCCGGGAAGAAUGCUGUAUUCCGCUGUGUUUGGAAUAG
Cladophialophora psammophila CBS 110553 is the source of this 1866-nucleotide messenger RNA. RefSeq lists its product as uncharacterized. The record is from RefSeq and is a predicted model, not a curated record. The transcript has a single exon. Bases 1 to 1866 code for a protein of 621 amino acids. NCBI's taxonomy places the organism in Eukaryota, Fungi, Ascomycota, Eurotiomycetes, Chaetothyriales, Herpotrichiellaceae.